AUGUUGGGUCAGACAGAAUGCUUCUCUAACUCAAGCCCAAAGGAUAAUGCGUCUAUGCUUUCUAGUCUUGUCCAAAUCCCAACCCACCUCCAACCUCAAUUGGAGCAGUUAUCUGGUGAAAAGCCACUAGGCACGCAUCUUUUUGCUCCUAAUAGUCAAUUUAUUUCUAAUGGUUUUGAACAUAAUCAGGCAUCAUACAUGAACUUAAAUUCCCAGAAUAGUCAUCAGAUACAACAUCAUUUGCGCGGCCAUGGUCAUCACACGGGCCAAAAUGGUCAACCUCAACAAUAUAAUAUGCCGCAAAUGUCAGUAGACUACACCAUGGCUUUUGAAUUUAAUGGCCCGAGUGGCCAAGCUGCCAACACCCAACUAGUGAAUAACGCCAAUGCUACAUGCAACACUGCUAGUAAUUCCAUGUCGCACGCGGUUUUGCGCGCUGAUGGUCAUUCCCAAAACUCCAUUUCAGGCUCGGUCAAUAACAACGUUAUUGAAACCUUGCACUCGAGCUCGUUGUCCCAUGGUCAACUUCAACAGUUGAUGCAGCAGACUCGCUUUGAAACUGGUACCUCGGAAACCAAUACUUCAUUGAGUCAUCUUACUGGGAAAAAUGUGGCUCGAAGCAACAGCACUCAAGACCAGCAUCAAUCACGACGUGAAAACCAAGCUGACACGGUCGGCAAUUACUUGUCUCAUUUAAACAAAGGCUCUGCAACUCUUGUUUCUUGUCCUCCUAAUCCUCCCCCAUAUUUGGGACAAGUAAUAGAACCCUUGCUUAUCCCCACUCAAAAUACCUCGAUUGUGACCCCACCUUGCAAUAGUGCAGGAAAAAAUAGACGUGUAGAUCCUACAGACAUGGUCCAGUCACACAAGAGUGCGCUUGCUUCUGGAAAUUCAACCCAAGCUACUCCCACCCCUGGUUCUUCGGCGCCUUACUUUGAUCGUGUAUUGGAGAUAAGUCUUGCCAACCCGACCGCACGUCGUCCUGCACUACGACGCACAAAGCUGAAAAAGCCUGCACCGAUUGAUACUUCGGUAUUGCACUCGGCUUCCUUCGUUACAACUAAUCUAUCCAAAGCAAAUGUACCUAAUAAUGGGGCUAUACCAAGCGCACCCAUGUUGUCUACUAUCCCUUUUAUACCCAAACCUCCAGUCUCUUCAGUAAUUGCAAUGUCUGCUCCACCAACAUGUAUGCCACCCGUUCCAUCGACAAUCGACGAUGGAUCUGACUCAAAGCCAAAGUACUCGUAUAUGCAGCUUAUUGCAGAAGCUAUUGAAAGUACUCCAGGUCGUAUGAUGUCUUUGCAAGAAAUCUACGACUACAUCAGAGAUCACUAUGUAUAUUUCCGUAACGCCCCUCCGACCUGGCAAAAUUCUAUCCGUCAUAACCUAUCUGUUCAAAAGAUUUUUGAAAAGAAACCAAGACCCCAAGCACGUGUAGGAAAGGGCGGUAUGUGGACUCUGACAGAAGACUACAAAAAGCAACUUCCUACAUCGGACACAUUUUCUACUGGUAGUAAUUCCAUAUCCAGCUCGCAAGGAGAUACGCGUCAAGCAAAAAGGAUUCGAUUCGUAAACAAAACCAAACUUGCAAACACACAACACCAACCAUCGCGACCCCAUCAACUUGUACGGCAUUCAAGUCAGCAAAUUCUGCACUCUCAAGAGCUUGGAAAUCGAUUGCAGCAUUCUAAUUCACAUAUACCAAUUUUACAAAGAUCCAUGUCAAUGUCUGGUAUUGGGACAGACUCGAUCACAAACGCUCAUGCUCAUCGUCAAAAUUGUUUUCCUCCACAGCCUAGUGCAGGUGUGUUAAAUCAAUACUUUUUAAACGUAUUGGGUGAUAGGCGAAAUAGCAAUCCGUGUAUCAUGGAUACAAGACUAGAUGCAUAUCCAUGCGAGCCCAACUCGAACAUGCAGGAGUCGUUCCGUCGCAUGCUCAACAUGAGUGACACUGAUGAAGAUCUUCUAGACUCUGGUUUGAUGGGCUCGCAAAACGGAAGCUUUUUUUCUGCUUUGAAUAGCGAAUACGGCUCAAUGGAACCUGCAUCUAUGAAUGGUUUCAACUGCGCGUAUUCAGUCGACAGUCCAGCAUUGAAUUUAUUCCAACAUGGUCUGGAUAGUGCUUUGAUUUCUCCUGAUAUCAGGCAUGGAAAUAUUGGCACUGAUAUGACAUCGCUUUUGUGCGACCCUAUGCAUGCUGACAGCGAAUCUGCAAGCUUAUUGGAAGGAACUCAUACUGAAGAUUAUUCACUGAUGCCACCACUCAAGGAAGGCGACUACUCUGAUGUACUGUCUUUAGAUUUGCAGUCUCCUUUUGCUCGUGGUAUGACUUUUUCUUCUGAAAUCCAAUCAGCAGGAGCGUGGCCUAAUCAAUCUGCCGCGCCGUUUGCCAUGGCUUCUGCCUAUAACAAGUCAUCACACACCAUGAGCGCACCAAAUACUAAUUUUUCCACUCCUAUCCUUACUCCAAUAGUUCCAAGUAUAUCUGCUGCUGCUCUAUCACAACCCACCCUAUUAAAUAACCUUCCCAUUUCCAUGAAUGCUGAUGGUAGCAAUCUUGUAUCUAGCCCAGGUGCAACCAGUCAAUCGUCAGGACUUGCCCUGAUGAAUUUGCCGCCAUUUGGUUCUGCUAUGCCCUUCUCGCAUGUGCAUGAUCCUCAAUUUCAAGACAAAACUUUGUUUCAAGCUACAAGGACAGAGUCCAUGUAUGAUUCAAACGUGACAGGAGUCCGCGAAGAAAGUCCAUUCUUGUUUUCGGUUCAAAAUGACUCCAUCUAUCCCACCCAGGCUGUGGUUCCUAAACCACUUCGUGCUAAUACUCAACUUAGUGACGACGAUGAGAUGAAUAUGCUAUCACUUUAAUUUAUAGAAAAAAACAUAAAGCCGGUUAUCAUUAAUGAUUUG
Molecule: messenger RNA, 2904 nt
Organism: Batrachochytrium dendrobatidis JAM81
Lineage: Eukaryota; Fungi; Chytridiomycota; Chytridiomycetes; Rhizophydiales
Exons: 4
Coding region: 1-2862 (953 amino acids)
Biological process (GO): regulation of transcription by RNA polymerase II
Molecular function (GO): DNA-binding transcription factor activity, RNA polymerase II-specific; RNA polymerase II cis-regulatory region sequence-specific DNA binding
Source: RefSeq, a predicted model, not a curated record